Molecule: messenger RNA, 1921 nt
Organism: Aedes albopictus (Asian tiger mosquito)
Lineage: Eukaryota; Metazoa; Arthropoda; Insecta; Diptera; Culicidae
Exons: 4
Coding region: 187-789 (200 amino acids)
Source: RefSeq, a predicted model, not a curated record
UCCGGUGGAUGGGGAGAGAGAACAAAAUUAUACCGUAAACGGGCACUUCCAUUUAGUUUGCAUUUAUUCGGGAUCGGUUAAAGAUCGGAUUCGGAAGUUGACGGUGCUGGCGCUGCGCAUUUGCUACACUAUUUUUUCACGAGUGAAAAGGCAGCCAACCCCAACCCCCGUGGAACAACGGCGACCAUGCUGUGGAAAAUCCUUCUGCUGCUGAUUGCGCAUGUCCUGACGUUGGAGGCUGUUUUCGCACAGGAUACAUUCAUCGCACCAACACAGCAGAACCCAGCAUCAUUGCCUGAAUCAUUGAAAGUGCCGACCUCGACCGGUAAAAGUAAUGAUUUGGCCGGAAAAAGUGUAGUCGUGAACUGGAAGCUGACCUGCCAACAUCUCUGUGGCGGAGGGUACGGUGGGCCCACUUGUGGGUUCCUCUGCCUCCACCAGCAGAACGCUACCGAUGAAUCCAGCAGAAUCAAGUUGAGUAGUAGAGAACAUACUGCAAUUUGUCCAACGCUUUGCAAUAAUGGUUUAGGUGCUACAAAAUGCCAUUGUAACCCGAUGGCAUCCUUAGACAUAGUCCACGAUCGGAACAGUGUGUGCAGUGUUUUCUGCACGGAGGCCAACAUUCAACUCAAAGGUUGCAGUUCUUGCAAUGGAGAAACUUUUUCUGAUGCCAGCUGGGCAUCGGACGUGCAAACCACGACACCGAACUGGGACGAUCUGUGUACUUUGUGGUGUAGAAUGGGUGAAGGCGGGACAUUAUGCAAUUGUGAUUUACCACCAUUUGUUUAAGGUGCUAAGGUGCUGUUAUUUUGUUCAGUUUGAACUAUUUUUUUAGUUUGAGUGAAUUAAAACUUGCUAAUAAAAGUCAGAACAAGAUCCAGGAGUAACAAAUGUAGAUCAACACAUAUCGGAGGAAAUUACACGCUGAUUUCCUUGAAUGAUUAAACUAUGUUGUAACUUACAUUUUUGUCUGAAAUAUAUUUUUUCUCGAGAUUAUCUCAAAGGUGAAUAGAUUACAUCUUAAAAUAAAGAGAAUUUAGAAUCAAAGGGCUUCCAAACAAAUGUAACUUUCGAGGAAUAACCGUCAUAGUUGUGUAAAUCAAAAUAAAUUUCCUCAAUAAACAAACCCCAUCCAGUUAGAGUGGAUUAGUUAUAACAAAUAACAUUCUGUAUUAAUUGCUCAAGCAGCUCUCUUUACCAUUUACUAAUGAUGGUGAAGAAGCAUGAACUCCACUUCGACAGAGUUGGCUCUGCCGAUUGUCAAUUUUAAUUAUAAAUUCAAUGAUGGAACUCUUUAUUUUCCCUGAAGCAACUUAGGACGCUCUUUUAUUUGAAAUACCAUUGAAACAUAACAAAAGUACAUAAGUACAAUACAAUUUAAACAACUAAAACUUCUGUCAUCUUAAUGAAACGUGAAUCCUAGGCGUUUCAAUUUGAAAUCUGCUGUGGAGGACAAUAAAUAAUGUAAGAUCGAAAAAAAAUAGAGGCAGAGUUACUGACAUAGAAGAGCUGAAAAAUGUAGCUUGCUUCCAGAAUAAAUGUUGUAAUUCAAAAACUAUAAUGAAAAUAAACAUGCUUGAAUAAACUUGGAAACCAUACGACAGCAUACGCAACCAAGACCGAAGGAAGUAUUUCGCGAUAAUUUCGAUUGUUCUCAUCAGACUAACAAAAACAACUUAAAAAAUAAUGAGCAUUGAUGUGAUAAAUGUUCACACAAGUACUAACUAUAUCAUUGCUGCAAAACUGAAACCUUAAAUCUUACUCUACUCUAAUUGUUAUACUAUAAGAUCGAAAUAAAAAUGUACACUUCGAGCACAACGCUAAAAUGCAAUGACAUUGAGACAAUAAACUCUGAUGUGUAACCGUACUAUCACCCUAAUGGAAAAUAAAUACUGUAUUAAAUGUUCUUAGCUACACGCCA